AUGAGAGUGAAUGAUGUGACAGUGGCAUUGGCGGCAGCCGUUUCGGUCGCCGUCGCCCAAGUCUUCCCGCCACCAGGAGGUCCAUUCCAUGUGAGCCUGGAACACUUGGAGCUGGUCGACGAGAGUCGACAGGAUCCUUUCAAUUCGACACACGCUCGUCGAAUGAUGGUCACGCGAUUUACGCCAGUGUCCAAGAAACACUGCAAGAAGUUGUGCAAUGUGCCCUACAUGACGCCCGAGGUGGCCAAGGUCGAAGAUGAGAUUCUCGGCCCGUAUAUGGAGGGUAUCGUCGAAUCCCCCGGUGACAUGCUUCUGGGUCUCCAGCUGGAGGUCUGCUGCGAGGUACAAAAGACGACACCAGCCAAAGACUUUCCAAAAAUCCUGUUUGGGACAGGUCUGAACACUACACGGAGCUUCUAUUCUGGCACCGUGCAGCAGAUUGCGAGCAUGGGCUACGAGAUCGUGGUCAUGGAUCAUCCGUACGAGACCGAUGUGGUCCAGUUCCCGAACGGCGACCUCAUUCUCGGCGGUCGCAUCGGACGGGACGUGGAAGACCUCGAGGAUAUCGUGUUCGGCCUGGAGGUUCGCACCCAAGACGUCAAGUUUGUGCUUGACACAUUUGGUAUCGAGAAGACAGUCUACAUCGGGCAAUCCUACGGUGGAGCGUCUGCCGCAGCAGCUCUGCUCAACGAGACGCGUCUUGUCGCUGGUGUGAACCUGGACGGUGCGCUGUGGGGAAAUGUCCAGUAUACUGGUGUCGACCGACCAUUCUUAUCCUUUGGCUCCGUGGGCCACAACUCGAGCUUUGAGAGCGACCCGAGCUGGGCGAACUUCUUUGAUGCCAUGGAGACUAACCACUCGCGGGUGUGGAACAAGGAGCUCAGCGUGCUUGAUUCGAUUCAUGGAGCUUACUAUGAUUUCUCCAUUAUUGGAGAUGUGACUGGGCUGAGAGAGAAGUCGGUCAGCUUCUUUGGGAAGAUCACGGGAGAGAGAAUGGACAAGAUAUUGAGGGAAUAUCUGAGCGACUUCAUACAGUUUACUCUGCUAGGUUGUAGUGAGGGCCUUCUCUCAGGACCGAGCCCUGAGUUUGAAGAUGUUCUUUUCAUUCGAUAG
Messenger RNA from Clonostachys rhizophaga, 1113 nucleotides. Lineage: Eukaryota; Fungi; Ascomycota; Sordariomycetes; Hypocreales; Bionectriaceae. The record is from the annotation of a GenBank genome assembly.